AUGGAAUCGGCCACCGCAUUCUCGCCAUCCAAGUACUUCCCCCCGCGCCGGCGCGUCCAGCAGGCCUGUCUGUCGUGCUCGGCGCGCAAGUCGCGCUGCGACGGGGCGCGGCCCGAGUGCGGCACGUGUGCAAGGUUGAACAAAGCUGCUGAUGCUGCAAGUGCUUCUGGGGCCACCGGCAGAGCAGGAGGAGCAGCAGGAGGAGGAGCAGGGGCGAGGGUCCAGUGCGUGUACCGCGAGUCGCAGACGCCGCGGAUCGAGUACAACACUCAGGUCCUACUGGAGCGGAUCCAGUUGCUGGAGGAUCGGAUUCUGGGGAGUGGCAGUGCUGUUGUCGGCAAUGGUGGAAGCUCCGGUGCCGUGGAUAGGCAGCAUGGGACUGACCAGCUUCCGCGGCGAGAUUUUGAGGUGAGGACAAGUCCAUCACUUGAAGGAAGAGCAGACGGGUCGCAGGAGCAGCAGCCGCCGCCACAGUAUGACGACAUCCAAGUCUCGCUCUCGCAUACAGCCAACUCGAAUCACGUCUACGAGUGGCCUGUUGUCAAACAGUUGCUUGGCACCGUGGCUGAUCGUGCAGAUGCGACCGACGUCUUCUUCACGCAGCCAGGGCUUACUCAUUCUACCAACUACGAAACUCCGCCCAUGUCCUGGCGCCUGUUCUCACCAGAGCUGGCACCACAUCAUGCAGCGCAGAUCAAUGAAUACAGAGAGCUCGUCCGGACGUACUUCUCCGAGGUCAACUUGUUCUUCCCAGUCUUGUCGCCUGAGGAGGUGCUCAACAGCCUAGACCAAGUUGCAAUGGAAGAGACAGGCGGCGGCGGUCAGCUCAGGACCCAUGUGGGAGCUGUGCCAGGCGACGUGUAUGCCCGCCUGCUCCUUGUGCUCUGUUUUGCGGCGUUUGUCACGACUAGCAAGCAUUUGGUCACCCUACGCGACACAGUGGUGGGUGACGGCCACAAGUCGGGAUUCGAGGAUCUUGCUGGUGAGCUCUGGAACAAGGCCAGGCUCCUGCUGGGGUGGAUCUCGCCGCGUUUGACGCUCGAGGCUGCCCAGUGUAGCAUGAUUGCAAGCCUCUACUGCGGCGCCAGGGGCGACAUUGCGGAAUCAUAUCAUUAUUCUCAGGCCACGGCUGUCAAGUGCGAAGCCCUUGCAAAGAGGUACCUGCUAGACAACAAGUCAAAUGACCAUUUCUGCGACGCAUUUCGCAGGCUGUACUGGGUAGCCUUCAUUUACGAGGGCGACUUCAGCUCCGAGAUCUCCAUCACGCUGCCUUCAGGCAUCGCCAAGUUCGAAGACAAUGUGCCGUAUCCCAUCUUCAGCACGCCAGACGCCGAUGCCUCUGCCGGCCUGAGCCCUCGUCAAGCAGUCCUCCACGACGGUUACAGCCAUGAGCCGUCCAUCAUUGCAUUUCAGAUCAGUACCAACGCAAGCAUUCGGCGCUUCCUCAACCGCGUCAACAGUGUCGUCUACGACAGCAAAGAGCAGUAUCGUAUGGCCCGACCUGACUACGCGGAUUGGCUGCUGCGCGUCACCAAUGACCUGUGGUCGCACCAUUCAGCUGUGUACCGCAACCUUCCUGCCUUCCUGCUAACCAGUUCCGACACUGUGAACAAGCUGCCCCUGGGGGUUUCCCCCGCGAACGGCGCAUCCCCGUCCACGCCGGGCUUUAUACGAUCGACAGAGAUGGGCAACAAUCCCUGGAAUGUCAUCCGCCUCAAAGGCCGGUACUAUGCCGGGCAGUACAUCAUUCAUCGCCCUUUCAUGGAGUUUGUGCUGCGCAAUCUGGAAACAGUAAAUUCCCAUCCAUCACGCGAGGCCAUGCUUGAGAAGUGCCGGCUCUGCUUUGAUGGCUGUGCGGGGUUCAUUUGGGUGUUUGACGUGGACCCGGCAAACAGCGUCACAUGUUUGUUCGCCUCGGGAAUGGUUCACUUCACCAUGGUCAUCAUCCUCAGGGUAGCGGCCAUCAUUCCAGCAUUUCGACGGCAUCUUCCAGCUGACGUUGAGGAGGCGAUAUUCCUCGGCCGCCAGAACCUGCGGCGUUUUGCUACGAGUGUCAAACACUUCGAGUGGCACCUGAGCGUGCUAGAGCGGCUAGAACAGAACAAAUCGGCAUACAGCAAUGGAGGCUGA
This is a messenger RNA of Microdochium trichocladiopsis, 2130 nucleotides long. RefSeq lists its product as uncharacterized. Lineage: Eukaryota; Fungi; Ascomycota; Sordariomycetes; Xylariales; Microdochiaceae. The record is from RefSeq and is a predicted model, not a curated record. Gene Ontology annotation, biological process: regulation of DNA-templated transcription. Gene Ontology annotation, molecular function: zinc ion binding; DNA-binding transcription factor activity, RNA polymerase II-specific. Bases 1 to 2130 code for a protein of 709 amino acids. The transcript has 4 exons.